Molecule: messenger RNA, 849 nt
Organism: Ixodes scapularis (black-legged tick)
Lineage: Eukaryota; Metazoa; Arthropoda; Arachnida; Ixodida; Ixodidae
Product: protein D2
Exons: 6
Coding region: 12-674 (220 amino acids)
Source: RefSeq, a predicted model, not a curated record
GUAGGAAGCGUAUGGAGACCUUUAUAUCAAAAGAGCGCGCCGGCUGCAUGACCCUUAUAACUGCGCUGUCUCUGUCUUGUCGGCGUUUUCUUCGUCCUAGCUGCGUGCGCUUUCAGAGCUGCGCCGCAAAGUCGAAGAUGGAGGCCCAUCAAGUUGUGCCGGACGUUAUUGACACAGUCCCACCCGGCGUUGUCCAGGUUAGCUAUGACACGGUGGUGGUUGACAUGGGGAACACUCUCACGCCAACGCAAGUGCAACGCCAACCAAAUGUCUCGUACCCUGCUGAUCCCAACAGACUCUACACGCUGUGCAUGACUGACCCGGAUGCUCCCAGUCGACAGAGUCCCAAAUACCGCGAGUGGCAUCACUGGCUGGUGGUCAACAUUCCUGGCGUGAAUGUACCACAAGGAGAAGUCCUCUCCGAGUAUGUGGGAUCGGGGCCUCCGAAAGGAACAGGACUGCAUCGGUACGUCUUCGUGGUGUACAAGCAGCCCGGCAGGCUGACGUGCGACGAGAAGCGCCUGACCAACCGCUCGGGCGACCACCGCGGCGAGUUCAAGAUCCGGGAGUUUGCCAAGAAGUACCAGCUGGGAGAACCUGUGGCGGCCAAUUUCUACCAGGCCGAGUGGGACGAUUACGUGCCCAAGCUCUAUGAGCAGCUGAGCGGCAACUGAGCUGGCCCCAUGAAUCCCGGCUGGCAUGUUCUCUCUACUGCACACACUGCUCUUCUAUUUGGUUAGCUGCUUUGCUUUGCCUUGUUUAGCCACUUACACUGCAAGCCCAAUCCCUUAUUGUUCUUGAUUUUUUUUUUUUCAUAUGCACUAAAUAAAGACACUAAUAUCCAUGCAA